Molecule: messenger RNA, 1206 nt
Organism: Nipponia nippon (crested ibis)
Lineage: Eukaryota; Metazoa; Chordata; Aves; Pelecaniformes; Threskiornithidae
Gene: MAD2L1
Product: mitotic arrest deficient 2 like 1
Biological process (GO): mitotic spindle assembly checkpoint signaling
Cellular component (GO): nucleoplasm; kinetochore; cytoplasm
Source: RefSeq, a predicted model, not a curated record
AUGCCAGAGGAAGAAGGGCACGAAGUCCUUCCACGCAUGGUGAGGACUCCACAGACUGGUAAAUACACACGGGAAAAAUCGGAAGAUGGAGGACGGGAGGCAUUAAUGCCGCUGCUCGUCUGCGCGGUGUCGGUACAGAUUGCGCCGGGAAGGUUCUCGAGUCAGCUCCCCGCCAAGGCCACCAACAGAGGGAACCGGCGGCACCACGUGCGGUUUCGUCUCGACAUUGCCGCGGGACAAAAGGCGCGGAAAGAGCAGCGGCGGGGGCGGCUCGCCGUGACAAACCGCACGUACACGGCUGCUAUCUGCGCGUGCGCGAGAGCCCCUGUGUGGGGAGCACACGUGCCCCUGGGCGGCGGCGGCGCGCGCGACCGCUCCUUCUCGUCCUCCGCCCUCAGGCGGCCCCUCGGUCCCCGACGAAGCCCGAGGCCAGCGAAGACCCAGCGGAAGAUCCUCGGACUUGGGAAGCCCAUCGUCGCCGAGUUUUUCUCCUAUGGAAUCAACAGCAUCCUCUACCAGCGGGGCAUCUAUCCCCCCGAGACCUUCACCCGCGUCCAGAAGUACGGGCUCACCCUCCUCGUCACCACCGACCCCGAGCUGAAGAACUACCUCAACAACGUGGUGGAGCAGAUGAAAGAGUGGCUGGGCAAGUGCAUCGUGCAGCGCCUGGUGGUGGUCAUCUCCAGCAUCGAAAACAGUGAGGUUCUGGAGCGCUGGCAGUUUGACAUAGAGUGCGACAAAACUGCAAAGGACGAGAGUGCACCACGAGAAAAAUCUCAGAAAGCUAUUCAGGAUGAAAUUCGAUCCGUUAUCAGACAAAUAACUGCCACAGUAACCUUUCUGCCACUGUUGGAAACUGCCUGUGCCUUUGACUUGCUGAUAUACACAGAUAAGGAUUUGGCAGUGCCAGAAAAGUGGGAAGAGUCAGGACCACAAUUCAUAGCCAAUUCGGAAGAGGUUCGUCUUCGUUCUUUCACUACUACAAUCCACAAAGUAAACAGUACGGUGGCUUACAAAAAGGAUUCCUUUCCCUAAGACCUGUAUAUAUCCUGUCACCUUGUAUAGUUUCUGUUCAUAGUGCAGCUAAGUCAUGAACACAUCAUUACUGUUGCUCUUGCUGAAGUACGAUACAGAAAAAAGGCGACGUGUUUGUCUAUGGUAACGUGGUGUAACACUAGACUAAGCUGGCAUUGUUUUUAGAGGUCU